CGCAGCAAUAUCUUUUUACUUAUUUAUAUUAUACAUUCGUUCUUAAAAAUCUUAAAAAUCUAAUGUAAUUUUGCAUCAAUGAAUUAAAAAAACAUAAUUAUAAUUACGUAAUAUUUUAUAAGCAAGAAUAUAAUGUUUGAUGUAACUUAUUUACUACUUUAUUUAAAAUUAAUUAAUCUGUGAUCACACAAUUAAAAAAACUGUUCAAAUACAUAAAGAAUUGUGUAAUAAUAAAAAAAAGUAGAUAUAAUAAUAUAAAGUAAAUGCAAUAUCAUAUCAGUCAAAUUGAUAGCGACGUGAAAUGCACGGAUGUGGUAAUAAAGAAAAUUAACCUAUAAAAUAUUUCCAAAGAUAAUAUAAAUAAAACGAUUGUAGAGAAGCAGUGAUGAUGAAUUUACAACAUAAAAUAUGCAUGGUAUCUGACUUUUUCUAUCCCAAUAUGGGUGGUGUUGAAGAGCAUAUAUUUAAUUUGUCACAAUGUUUAUUAGAACGAGGACAUAAGGUUGUGGUAUUAACACAUUCGUAUAAAGAUCGAAUUGGAAUACGUUAUAUGACCAAUGGAUUAAAGGUAUAUUAUAUUCCAGUCAAAGUAUUUUAUAAUCAAUGUAUUUUGCCAACAAUGAUAUGUUCUAUUCCUCUAAUUCGAUAUAUACUCAUUAGAGAAGAAAUAGAAAUAAUACAUGGACACUCUGCAUUUUCUGCCUUAGCACACGAAGGAAUGUUAAUUGGCAGAUUAAUGGGGUUAAAGACAGUAUUCACAGAUCAUUCAUUGUUUGGUUUUGCAGAUGCAUCUGCUAUUUUAACAAAUAAGUUUUUAGAGAUUUCUUUAGCAGAUUGUAAUCAUUGUAUAUGUGUAUCGCAUAUAGGAAAAGAAAAUACUGUUUUGCGAGCAAAAGUUCAUAAAGAAAAAGUAUCUGUUAUUCCAAAUGCUGUGGAUACCAUGCUUUUCACACCAGAUAUUAACAAACGAAGUAAUGAUUUCAUUACUAUAGUAGUAGUAUCACGAUUAGUAUAUCGAAAAGGUGUAGAUCUUCUAGCUCAUGUAAUACCAGAAAUAUGUUCGCGACAUAAAAAAGUAAAUUUCUUAAUUGGAGGAGAUGGUCCAAAACGAUGGCUUAUAGAAGAAAUACGAGAAAGAAAUUUAUUACAGCACAGAGUUACAUUGCUUGGAAGUUUGGAACAUGCUCAGGUCAAACAUGUUUUAAAUAAAGGUCAUAUAUUUUUAAAUACCAGUCUCACAGAAGCUUAUUGUAUGGCAAUUGUUGAAGCUGCUUCUUGUGGUUUACAAGUCGUAUCUACUAAAGUUGGAGGAAUACCUGAAGUGUUACCUCCAGAUUUGAUUUAUUUGGUGGAACCAACAGUACCAGAUCUUAUUAAAGGAUUAGAACAAGCUAUGUCUGACUAUAUGAAAGGAAAUAUAAGUCAUCCAUUUGACGUGCAUAGAAGAAUAAGUUUAUUUUAUAAUUGGUUCAGUAUCAGUAAAAGAACUGAAAUUGUUUACAAUUUAGUCUCCAAUGAAGCAAAGAAAAAUUUAGGUCAACAAUUAACUAGUUAUAUUCAGAGUGGUGUAUUACCAUAUCUACUAGUUGUAUCACUGUGUUAUAUCAUAUUAAAAAUUUUAGAAUAUAUGGUUCCUAGAGAGUAUAUUGACAUUGUAAAGGACUAUAAAGGAAAACAUAUAGCAUCAUCAAAGGAAAGAAAGUAAUAAAAAAAAGAGGAAAUCUUUAAUAAAAUUUAUUCAAUGACUUUAUCGAUUAUUUAUGAUUUAUCAAGAAAACA
Molecule: messenger RNA, 1779 nt
Organism: Vespula pensylvanica (western yellowjacket)
Lineage: Eukaryota; Metazoa; Arthropoda; Insecta; Hymenoptera; Vespidae
Gene: PIG-A
Product: phosphatidylinositol N-acetylglucosaminyltransferase subunit A
Exons: 7
Coding region: 386-1705 (439 amino acids)
Biological process (GO): GPI anchor biosynthetic process
Cellular component (GO): glycosylphosphatidylinositol-N-acetylglucosaminyltransferase (GPI-GnT) complex
Molecular function (GO): phosphatidylinositol N-acetylglucosaminyltransferase activity
Source: RefSeq, a predicted model, not a curated record